AUGCAUGCCCAAGUCAUCGUGCCGACGGAUUUCAACCUCGAUAAGUUCCCCGACAGCCCAACGCGGCGUGUCUUUAGCACUGCCACCUCACUCGCGGCCGUUUCAAUGUUUUCCGUGUACGUUCCGCACAACGUUUUGUCGUCAAAGCAGUUGGGAAAUCUCGUCCAGGCUAUUCCGCAGUUCGCGAGUCUGUCGACAGCCCAACAGCACGAGUAUAAUCGCAUGGUGGAUUUGCGCGGGUUAUAUAAUGGCAAGGGUGGCAAAGAGUUUACACCCGAGGACCAACGGACACCAGCCACGAUCGAGUCGCAGGAUGACACUAUUCCCUUUAACACUCAACGUUACCCAGAUUUACCCCCGGCAUAUGAAGAAUGCCUGAGUGAGGGACAGCAGUCUAGGGCCAGGUCAGACGUCGCAGCCAUCUCUGCCGAUAGUCCCGUCGGCGACCGUGCCCUGUCGGAUUACGGAGGCACCGAACGGAAUGCUUCUAAACACGUGCUCCAUCGCGGGAGCGAAGACAGCGACCUACCCUUACCUAAAAGAAACGCCCAACUCUCAGAAAACAUGUUGCGAUCCCGUCUUGCAAGUCUUGCCCGCCAUCAAAGCACGUUGGAGUUGCGGUUUGAGCGCCAGUGCCAAGAAUUCAGAAAGCUACAAGAGGGUUUCAAGGAACUUCAGAGGCAGAACAAAAAGCUCGAGGGACAGGGUGAUGACGUGGAAGAAUACUGCUGUGUCUUGGAGAAGCGCCAGGUCGAGAAUGGGGAGGCCAUCGAGUCUGUAGCCAUCCAUGCUGACGAGCUGGCUGGAGAGUUCGAGGAGCUCGGGAAGCAAUUGCUUGACGUUUGUGACGAGGUGAAGGACUGGGCGGAGAAUAACAUGCCAGACAUGAUGGAAAAGCACGCGGAGAAAUGGCUUGAGGAGAACAUGGCGGAAAAGUAUAUGGAGAAAUGGUUUGAGGAGAACAUGGGCGAAAAGUUCAUGGAGAAAUGGCUUCAGGAGAACAUGGCGGAAAAGUACAUGGAGAAAUGGUUUGAGAAGAACAUGGCGAAAAUCAUGAAACGUCACAUCGAUGACCAAGUUGCGGCUAAAAUAGCUGAAAUGAAGACGAAGAUGCGCGAAGCCCUUUUAAACUAG
Messenger RNA from Colletotrichum truncatum, 1134 nucleotides. RefSeq lists its product as uncharacterized. Lineage: Eukaryota; Fungi; Ascomycota; Sordariomycetes; Glomerellales; Glomerellaceae. The record is from RefSeq and is a predicted model, not a curated record.